CCAUGGACCGGAACUACCCCGCGGCCGGGUUCGGGGACCCCUUGGGGGCUGGGCCCGGGUGGAGCUACGAGCGCUCGGCCAAGGCCAGCCUCGUGUACGGGGGGUCCCGGGCGCCGCACGCGGAGCCGGAGCUGCUCCCCCGGCAGCCGUACGGAGCCCCCCACCCGCUGCAGGGCUACGGCCCCAACCAUCACCCCACAGGGCUCCCGGGGCUCUUUGAGCCGGGGCUGCACCACGCCGGGGCCGCGGCUCCGGACGCCUCCGUCAUGAACCUGAUCUCGGCGCUGGAGCCGCGGCCCCAACCGGGCCCGGCCGCGUCCUCGCUGCUCUCCCAGUUCCGCAGCCCCUCCUGGCAGACCGCCAUGCACACCCCAGCACCGGCCGAACUCUUCAUCUCUGGCGCCCUUCCCGGCUCCGGCACCUUCCCGGCUUCAUCCGCCCUCGGCGCUUACCAACACCCGGCCCCGUUCCCGGCACGGAGCUUCCCGGUGAGCUCGGCCCUCACGCUCCCGGAGCCUCCCUUCAGCCCCGGUUCCAACGGCCUCCUCCCCCACGACCCCUUGCUGCACAUCAAACCGGCUCAAGCCCCGGUGCCGCCGCCGCCGCCGCCUCCGCCGCCUCCGCCGCCGCCUCCGCCGCCACCGGCGCUGGGCUUCGAACGCUUGGGCACCGCGGUGCUGGGUUCGGCGUUGCCGGCGCAGAGCCCCGCGUACCGCGGCGCCGCCGGCGCCUCCCAGUUCAACCUGCUCUCGGCUCCCUUGGCCGAGCAACCGGCGCAGCUCUACAACGCCUCCGUGUUCGGCGGCGCCGGCGAGCGCGCCGUGCCGCGCCAGGACAGCGUCAUCAAGCACUACCAACGCCCGCUGCCCAAGGCCCACGGCCUCCAGCAUUACCUGAGCUGCGGGGGCUACCAACAGAUGCCCCCGCACCGCGGCGGGGCCUUGGCCUGCAGCCCUUUGGGCGAGCAGAGCCCCGGCAGCGCCGAAGCCACCCAACAGGCGAGCAAAGGCGGUGCCGUGGUGCCGCGGCCGGAGCCGGCGCCCAGUUACCGGCCCAUCAUCCAAUCGCCGGCUUAUUCCGGCGGCAACGGCGCCAACGCCAACGGCGCCAACGGCGCCAAACAGAGCUACUCGGCGGCGCGGCAGACGCCGCGCUCCACCGCCACCCCCAAGUGCCAAAGCAGCUUCAGCACCAGCACCCCCAAAGCCAGCUCCGUCAUCUCCAGCCAUUCGGCCUAUUCCCCGUUGGCUCUGGGGCCGGGGGCUGCUUACGGGGCCAGCACCGCGCCGCCGCCGCCGCCACCCGCCGGGGGGCAAAGCGGGGGCCCGGCCUGCGUGGGGCAAGGCCAAGGCUUCUCGCCGGAGCAGCUCCAAGCGCUUCCCUAUGGGGUGCAGGCGGAAGUGGGGUCUUUGUCCUAUAGCACCGGGCAUUCCCCGGCCGUGCCGGCGCCGCUUCCCUAUAGCCCCGCUCCCAGCAUCCGGCCCUUGCAGUCGCCGCCGGCGGCGCGGAGCUCGCCGGGGCAAUCCCAGAAGUACCUGGGCUCCGUGCUCUCGCCCUCCUUUAUGGCACCGGGAUACGGAGCGACGACGCCGGGCACGGCGCCGGCCCCGGCGGCCGUGGAGCGGGCUCCAGCCUUCGGCAAAGGCACCAAAGGGGACGCCGAGCUGUUGGGCGCCGAGCGGAGCGAGGAUGAGGACUUCUUGAUCCAGCACCUCCUGCAGGCCCCUAGCCCCCCAUCGAGGGGGGAGCCCUUAGGGGGCGGCUGCGAGGAGCGCGGCGCCGGCGCCAAGAGCAUGGCGACGGGUUACGGAGCCUUGGCCAAGGCGGAAGAGCGUUACCAGUUACAGAGCGUGAUCCGGCCCAAUUCCAACCUGGAGGCGCCCUUGGAGUUGGCGCUCUUGAAGGAGAAGAAGAAGCCGGAGCGAGGCAAGGAGUACCGGAGCGCCGGCAACGGCGCCGAGGGCUUGGCGGCCACCUCCGUGGUCCAUUACGGCCACCAAGCGGCGGCGUUGGACUCCUACGAGCUGAAGAAGCCCGGCGCCAAGGACAUGGGGCAGCCCCACGGUUACUUAGCCAAGACCCCCGAGCACGGGCGUUUGGUGGCCGAACCCCCCCCUUUGGAACCCCAUGGGCUCCUCCUAGACCCAGCCCCUGAGCUAGGACCGGUGCAAGUGGGGCCGGUGCCGGGGGGGGCAGCGGCUCUGUUGCCCUCCGUCCUCACCCAUACCCAGAGCCAACUCCAUCCCCGCGCCAAAGCCCGGCCCCAGCUCGACGUCCACCUCUUGGAGCAGCAACGGAUGCCGCCGCCGCCACCGCCGCCGCCUCCACCGCCACCGCCGCCAUCAGCCCCACCAGCACCGGCCCCCCCGGCUGCCCCGUCCCCGCAGCUGCUCUUGGACGCCCAUCACCUGCACCAGGCCCACGUGCGCGGCGGGCAAGGCCUGGAGCCGCCGGCGCCGUUGCCGCCGGAGCCUAUGGAAGUCUUGCCGGCUCCUCAAGAGAUCCAAGACUUCCUGGAGCCUCCUUUGGGUUUGGAACCUCAUUUAGGGCAAGCCGGAGCGGUCCAAGGCCCGCCGGGGCAUCUCUUGGACCCCGACGGAGGAGCCCCAUCGGUGACGGCGACGCCGUUGGAAGGCAAGGACCAGUUCAGCGAAGGGGGGAGCCCGGCGGGGGGCAAGAACCGCUUCGUGCCCUUGACUUCCAUCUGCUUCCCGGACGCUCUCCUCCAAGACGAAGACCGCGGCUUCUUCCCCGGCAUGGAGGACAUGUUCGGGCCGGCCCCGGAGGACUUCCCCAAGGCGACGGAGGAAGAGGAGGAAGAGGAAGGCGCCGGCGGCUUGGAGGGGCGCGGCGACGCCUUGAAGCCUCCCCCGUACGACAUGGGAGGCCCGGCCUACCCUUCGUUCUGCGCCGCGCCGGCCGCCGCGCCGCCGCUGCCUUUGGAGCCCCCCAAGCACGAGUUGCCGUCGACGGUCAACGCGGAGCCCUUGGGUUUGAUCCAAGGCACCGAGAGCACCAAGCCGGCUCUGCCCACGCCGCUCUUCUGCUCUUCCAAACCCAAGAAGCUCCUCAAGACCUCGUCCUUCCACCUCCUGCGCAAGAGGGACCCCUUCCCGCCCCCCAAGAAGACCUACGCGCAGGAAUACGAGUUCCAGGACGACGAGGACAAAGCCGACGUCCCCGCCGACAUCCGCCUCAACAGCCGCCGUCUCCCGGACCUCCUGCCCGACCUCAUCUCGAGUUGCCGGGCUCGGCCCCCUCCUCUCAGCCCCAUUCCCGGCGGGGAUCCUUUGGCUUUCCCUUCGGCCGCCGCUACGGCCCCUACCCACCACCACCACCACCCUACGGCGCCCAAGAAGCGCGGGCGCAAACCCACCAAGCCCAAGCGCGAGGGACCCCCCCGGCCGCGGGGACGGCCUCGGAUCAGGCCUUUACCGGAACCCCCCCCGCCGCCGCCGCCGCUGCCGCCGUCGCCGUUGCCCCACGGGCUCCUCCUGCCCCAUCCCGACGCGGCCAAGAGGCCCCGCGGGCGAGGAAGGGGCCGGGGUAGGAAGGGAGGGGAAGAGGCAGGAGAUGGGAAUGGGAUGGAGGCGUUGAAGCCGCUCAAGCUCAAACUGGCCAUGGCCAAGGGCUCGGAGGCGCCGUUGCCACCGGAAGGCUCCCUCGGCAUUCCCGGUCUUCCCAGCACCGGCUCGGAGCCGGUGGCCUUGGACGCAUCCCAGACUCGGGAACGCAUCAAGCAGAAGAUCAAGGAGGUGGAGGAGAAGCAACCAGAGAUGAAGUCGGGGUUCAUGGCUUCCUUCUUGGACUUCCUCAAGGCCGGCAAACGCCAAGCGGGGCCUCCCAGCGCCGCCAGCCCCACCAAGAGCCACCGCGGUGCCGCCGGCGCCACCAGCACCACCAGCACCACCAAUCCCUUCCCAAUGGGAGGUCCCAUCCUGGCUGGCAGCUUGGAAGGGCCGGAAGGCGACGGAUUGGUCAUGGCUUGCCCCAGCCCUUGCAAGCGUUUGGAUGAGGAGCUCAAGAGGAACCUGGAGACGCUGCCGUCCUUCUCGUCGGACGAGGAGGAUUCGGUGAGCAAGAACCAGGACCUGCAGAAGAGCAUCUCCUCGGCCAUCUCGGCCCUCUACGACCCCAGCGACCGCAAGGACCCCGAGCUGGCGGGCGGCGGCGAUGGCGACGCCGAGCCGACGUCGCCGCGGCACCAAGGGGGGGGGUCCCCAGAGGCGGCUCAGGACCCACGGGCGCUGCACCUGGCGCAGAAGCAGGAUGCGGCCGCAGUGUGUGGGGACACGGAUGAGGAAGAGGAGGAGGCCGGGAGCGGAGGGGAAGGGAUCUAUAGGGAGAGGGAUGAGUUCGUGGUGCGGGUGGAGGACGUGCCGGCGCUGCGGCUGGCGCUGCAGACGGGCCGGGAGCCCCCGCCGAUCUGGCGCGUGCAGAAGGCGCUGCUGCAGAAAUUCACCCCCGAGAUCAAGGACGGGCAGAGGCAGUUCUGUGCCACCAGCAACUACCUGGGUUACUUCGGGGACGCGCGGCACCGGUACCAGCGCCUCUACGUGAAGUUCCUGGAGAACAUCAACAAGAAGGACUACGUGAGGGUGUGCUCCCGGAAACCAUGGCAACGGGGACCCCCGGGCAGGCGCCAACCCCACCCCAAGCCCAGCACCCCCAAACCUCCCCCCCCCCCCAAAGCUGACCCCCCCGAGAAGCCCCCCCCU
Messenger RNA from Pezoporus flaviventris, 4718 nucleotides. It is a transcript of the gene PRR12, whose product is annotated as proline rich 12. The record is from RefSeq and is a predicted model, not a curated record. NCBI's taxonomy places the organism in Eukaryota, Metazoa, Chordata, Aves, Psittaciformes, Psittacidae.